GUCAGGUCGCGCGGUGAGGAGCGGAGCAUCUUCCUCCUCCUCCUCAUUCACUCACUCUCUCCUCAUUGCCAUAACAACGGAUGCAGCGCAUCAGUCCGCGCGGGAUCAACGUUCAGCAGCCGCGCGGGGCGGAAUUAAACCCGCACCGGUGCCGUUAAGACUCCGCAAAGGUGAUACACACACGCACGCGCCUCUCCGAACUAUUUACGUCAAACCGUUUAAGCUGCUUGAGGGAGACGAGCGCACGCGGGAGAUCCUCCUCACCGGGGUUAUUCGGUAACGGUACAACCAAGGGAAGGCGAGGGAAGAAAGACAAGCAAAGAGCAGGAAGUGCAGCGUGGGAAAGCGGGGAAAAUCUCCGGGGAUCUCCAGCGCUCACUUCACUCCAUCUACGGUCCUCCCCGUUUUUUUUUCCGCCAUGGCUCGGGAGAACGGAGAGGCCGGCGGGGAUUGCUCGUGGAAGAAGCAGGUCGAUGAUAUCAAGGAGAUGUUUGAAUUCAAGGAGGUGCUCGGGACGGGUGCGUUCUCAGAGGUAGUCCUGGCAGAGGAGAGGUCUACGGGAAAGAUGUUCGCUGUGAAGUGCAUCCCUAAAAAAGCGCUGAAGGGGAAGGAGAGCAGCAUCGAGAAUGAGAUUGCCGUUCUCCGCAAAAUUAAGCAUGAGAACAUAGUGGCAUUGGAGGACAUCUAUGAAAGCUCCAAUCACCUCUACCUUAUAAUGCAGCUUGUGUCUGGAGGAGAGUUGUUCGACCGGAUCGUGGAGAAGGGUUUCUACACAGAGAAAGAUGCUAGUACACUUAUCAGACAAGUACUCGAUGCUGUAAACUACCUCCACAGUAUGGGCAUCGUACACAGAGAUCUAAAGCCGGAGAAUCUGCUCUAUUUCAACCCUCAAGACGGCUCAAAGAUCAUGAUCAGUGAUUUCGGUCUGUCUAAGAUGGAGGGGACAGGUGAUGUCAUGUCCACAGCCUGUGGCACACCGGGAUACGUGGCUCCAGAAGUUCUCGCUCAGAAGCCGUACAGUAAAGCUGUGGACUGCUGGUCUAUCGGGGUCAUUGCCUACAUCCUAUUGUGUGGGUACCCUCCCUUUUAUGAUGAAAAUGACUCCAAACUCUUCGAGCAGAUCCUGAAAGCGGACUAUGAGUUUGAUGCGCCGUACUGGGAUGAUAUUUCUGAUUCAGCAAAAGACUUCAUCAGUUGUUUGAUGGAAAAGGACCCCUCAAAACGAUACACAUGUGAACAGGCCCUUCGACAUCCCUGGAUCGCAGGAGACACAGCGCUCUGCAAGAACAUCCACGAGUCCGUCAGUAGACAAAUGCGCAAAAACUUUGCAAAAAGCAAAUGGAGACAAGCCUUCAACGCCACGGCCGUGGUUCGCCACAUGAGGAGACUGCAGUUGGGCAGCAGCAUGGGGAGCAGCAUGGACCAGUCGAAUAACGCCAACCAGAACCGCAUACUGAACGCCAACCAGACCCCAACCGUACCGCCCAACACCACACCAAACUCCACUCCGGCACUUACCCAAAACCACAAACCUGGUCCCAACGCAAACGCCGUUCUCAUUAACGAUAUGGCUGCAGGAACCACCUCUAUACCACGCAAAGACUGUACUGCCCCUCCCCACACUUCCUGUUCCCUGGCAUCAGCUGCUUCCUCCUCCACCUCAGGGGCGGAGCCCUGCAGGCCACUCCCUCCCUCCGUCGCGUCGGUGAGCACAGUGCUAACUGGGACCAAGUGACGCCAGGUUCUGCGGGGAGAGAGCUGGGAGGCCACCGCCCUGUGAGCCCCGCCCCUCAGCCCGCUCCCCGCCCUGCCGUCCAGUGAGGCAGAGGACUGACCCAUCGCCAUAGCAACCACCGAGAGGCUGAAAACACUGCGCGCGCCUAACGCACUCCUGCCAUUUAACCUCCAGGCCACUAGAGGGUGCGAUGCAUGCGGCGGCAGGAGACGGAGAUUUCCAGCGGGAGGCUUCCAUUUGGAGAAGUGAAUUCACGCGGCUGGACAGAACUGUGAUGUCUUUGCUAUGAAUGUGCUACGAACCUCGCCAGCCAUGAGAAAAAAAAAAAACAACAACGAACGAAGAGCGCAGAGGUUUUAGGUGCGAAAGUGUGUGCAUGAUCGCGUCCGCCCUUAUAAGAGGACGGCGCCAAUGUCAAAUGAUUCUUCUUACUAUAUCGUAAAACGUCUAGCUCUUCCCUCUUUCCCUCUUCUCCCUGUUUACUUUCUCUCUCUACUUCUUGUAUUUCUCGUUAGCUACCAUUUUGAUCUUUCGGGGUUUUCCACUGAUGUGUCACGCUGACCUGCAGAAGUGCUUUUAAUAAUCACGUUAGACUGUUUUGCGACAUUUUUCGAGUCGAGAAUUCUGUUUGCACAUACGAGAGAACAGGUAACGCAAUUGCUGGCGUUUUACGAGGUGGGAGAUUACCGAUUACCGAAGUUCAAGAUAUCUGUUAAAACAUGCAAUAUGUUUGAUUGUUAUCUUACUCUACUGGACUUUUUUUGAAAAAGCGGAGAGAAAAAACAGCUCGAUCCUAUUACUCUCGGCUUCAAACGUGACUUUAAAUACACACAGACAGUCAGUGUUAGUUAUUGAAUAUAGUAUAACUGUUAAUUGCAACACAUACACACACAAAUCUCCCGAAAAGCCAUGGCAGCGUCUUUCUACGCCCAGUGUACGAGUUCUCAGGGAAUUCCGCAGCUGCACUGGGCAUCAUAGUGAUGGUAUCUUUAGUAUCGCCUCCAUGGUUUAAGAUUGUCUCAUCCAGCUGGAAUAAUGUCAAAAGUUAGGAUGAUGGACAGUUGUUUAACUCUCACAACGAUUGUACGACAAUUUGACCAUGCGCGGAAACUGAUAUGUUAUGCUACGUUCACGCCAUUUCGGAAUUAGCCUAGCGUGAUUACAAACUUCUGAUAGAGAGCAAAAGUCGGGUUCUGGAAGUAAAAAUCCCAUCACUUCUAAGCAUUUAAAAACCUACUGUGAGCUACGAGGUUGUUUAACGAUUAUACAGUUGAAGUCAAAAGUUUACACACACCUUGCAGAAUCUGCAUACAUGCAUACAAAACUGCAUGUUAUUUUUUAUUUCGUACUUACCUGAAUACGAUAUUUCACAUAAAUAACAUUUACAUAUAGUCUAUAAGAGAAAAUAUUAGUUGAAUUUAUAAAAAUGACCCUGUUCAAAAGUUUACAUACACUUGAUUCUUCAUACUGUGUUUUUAACUGAAUGAUCCACAGCUGUGCUUUUUUUUCAUGAGUCCCUUGUUUGUCCUGAACAGUUACACUGCCUGCUGUCCUUCAGAAAAAUCCUUCAGGUCCCACAAAUUCUUUGGCUUUUCAGCAUUUUUGUGUAUUUGAUCCUUUUCCAAUAAUGACUGUAUGAUUUUGAGAUCCAUCUUUUCACACUGAAGACAAAUGAGAGACUCAUAUGCAACUAUUACAGAAGGUUCAAACACUCACUGAUGAUUCAGAAGAAAAAAGCAAUGCAUUAAGAGCCGGGGGGUGAAAACUUUUGGAAUUUAAAGAUCAGAUUUAACUUAUUAUUUAACUGAUAAAUUUAACUUAUUUUGUCUUCUGGAAAACAUGCAAAUAUCUUCUGUAGGUUUUGAUGGGCAGUACUACAUAAAAAAAUAUGAUAUUUAGGCAAAAUAAGAAAAAUGUAGGCUACUCAUCUUCAUUCUGUUCAAAAGUUUUCACCCCCCGGCUCUUAAUGCAUCAUGUUUCCUUCUGAAACAUCAGCUUUUGGAUCUCAAAAUCAUACAGUCAUUGUUGGAAAGGGUACAAAUACAAAGAAAUGCUGAAAAACCAAAGAAUUUGUGGGACAUGAAGGAUUUUUCUGAAGAACAGCAGGCAGUUUAACUGUUCAGGACAAACAAGGAACUCAUGAACAACUAUUACUAAACAAACAUUCAGGUGACAACACAGUAUUAAUAAUCAAGUGUAUGUAAAGUUUUGAACAGGGUCAUUUUUAUAAACUGAACUAUUAUUUUCUCUUGUGGACUAUACGUUAAUGUCUUUUAUGUCAUAUUCAGGUCAGAACUAAAUAAAAAAAACAUGCAUUUUGUAUGAUCCCUCUUAUUUUGGUAAAAUAAUUAACAUUUUGCUGAUUCUGCAAGGUGUGUGAAAACUUUUGACUGUAUAUGAUUUUUUAAGUUUAUCGAUAGCAUUAUUUCAACAUUUUUUUAAUAAUCAUGUUUAACUGUGGAUUCCAGGUGAAAAACUACAAUCCCAUUAAGCACUAAUGCUAAUGACUGAUACACUAUAUAUAUAUAUAUAUAUAUAUAUAUAUACAUAUGGCAAAAUACACAAUUAAUAUCUUUAAAUCAGUAGUUUUAGAUUCAUUUGUUGUUUUUAAUUUGAUUGUUAUUUGCAUUGCUUCAUGGGAUUGUAGUUCUUUCCCUCAUUAGAGUGAUUUUUCUCUGAUUUUCAAAUACUUUUUUGCUUCGAAUCAAAGUUGUGAAUCAACUUAAAUGGGAAAAAUGAAUAGAAAUACUUCCAAAGCUGCUGAAAAAUUGCACUCUGUUACGUGGGACUGACCAUUUUAUCCAACCAAUGGCAGACAGAGGAGUGUUUAGUAACCUGUUAAUUAUUUUUGCAACAUUUUGCGAUGCUAGUGCUGCAGAAACUUUUAAAAACAUUUUUGUAUAGAUACUGCUAAAUAUUUCUAUUUGAUAUGUCUAUUCUAUUAUAGCCAGCAUAUUAUGGUGUGCUUUCUCCGCUCUUCCUGAUUUUGCAAAAAAUGUGGCUAUUUAAUGUAUUUCGCAUUUUGUAGUUCUGAGCCGACGUGAACGCAGCAUAACUUUUAGCGACUGUAAACAUCUUUCCAGUACAACUCUGAAAAGUGUCUGAAUUUCUAGCAUUGGUUUUAAGGGCUAAGUUAAGGUUUUUACACUUCCUUAUUGAUGGGCAACUGGUCUUCUGUUCCCGAACGGCUCUGCUUAUUAUGUCCUGUCGGGUUUUUAAAGUGACUGAUGUCUUCUUUGCCCUUUAUGCUUUGUUAAUAUCACAGGAGGGAACCUCGUCUACGGACAAGAUUUAGGAGUGUGUGACAUUUUCCAAAGUGCCAUCGAAUAUCUUCAUGCAUUUCCCAUUAGUUUCAUCCUGAAUGUUUGUUUCGGUGUGGGCGGCGCCUCACCGUGAGGGGUUCAAGCUAAUGGGUUUAUUUUUCAGUCAGGUCAUGCAUGCACCAUUUUGUCUUCAUUUUCACACUCGAGAGGAGUUUGUAAUCUCACAACAGAGAUGCUCAGCAAAUCUUUUCACGAAACUGGGGCGGCGUUAUGUUUUUCUGUCAUGAAAGCUGUUUUCUUUGAGAGCGAAACCAUACUGCACAUUUCUGUUUCAUUCGGAGCCGUUUACGCUGCAAGCAUGAGGUGUUUGAUGAGUAACAGUUGUUUCAAUUGAAUGUUAAGCUCUUUUGACAGUAUCUGUGGGAUGAUGUUCAUUACCACAGGAAAUCAUUUCAGUUUGUCUGUUAGUUUGUAAGAAUAAAAGUCUAUGGAAAGGCAUUUUUGUACACAUAUUUGUACAAAUAUGUGACCCUGGACCACAAAACCAGUCAUAAGUAGCACGGGUAUAUUUGCAGCAAUAGAUCAAGUUGUCUUUUAUGCCAAAAAUCAUUAAGAUGUUAAGUAAAGAUCAUGUUCCAUGUAGAUAUUUAGUAAAAUUCCUACUGUAAAUAUAUUCAUAAAAUUCAUUUUUGAUUAGUAAUAUGCAUUGCUAAGAACUUCAUUUGGACAACUCUAAAGGCGAUUUUCCCAAUAUUUUAAUAUUUUUGCACCCUUAUAAAUUGACCCUUAUGACUGGUUUUGUGGUCCAGGGUCACAAAUGUGAAUCUUUUUCUGUACAAAUAUGUUAUUUGAGCUAGUUAAUCACCUAAUUAACAGUGGGACCAGUGUCCUAAACUUCUAUUUUUUUCUACAAGUUUCUUCAUGUAAACACUGCCUUUGUGCAUUUUGUAUGAAAUUUACCAUGUUUUUGGAAUUGAAUGCAACCAAACAAGGUUAGUAAGCUAUUUUUGUCCAACUAGUCUCUGUGCAUGAAAAAUAUUUAGUGUAAAAACAGCAAACUGUAAGACGUAUUGUACGUUUGCCCCUGUAAACAUUCAUUAUAACAAAAAAUGUGAUUUUUGCAUGUUUUUACAAACUGAAAGAUAUAAGAAAUGAUUUUCUGUGGUAACAGGGCUUAGCAUUUAUGGCCUCAGUGUUCAUGUAGUCUGUGUUUGUGCGUGUCACUUUCUUCUGUGUGUAUUUAUGGGUGUAAAAUGGAAGAAAUUUGUCCGAUAUGCUGGUUUUGCAUUUGUUCAACCCUCAGUAGGAUGUGCAGAAAACGUUUAAACCAAAAUGUUUUGAACUGAGAUAAAUAAAUAUACCUUUACACAGUUACUGCCACUGCAAGCCAAACAGAAAUGUAUUUAAAUCUAAUAAUUAGAUCUAUGAACUCAUAUUAAGAUACUAUAUAGUAAAUACGUGCACACACACGUGCCAUGGCUCACACACAAACCCACAAACAUCCUGAUUAAUCAGUGAGUGCAAUGAAGGACAGAGAGAAGCGAUGUUUCAGUUCACUUCGAUUACAGCAUCACCGUGGUCUGUCUGCGUCCAGAGCAAAUCACUCUGUGUGUCCAAAGGCUUUGUAAAUAGACUGUGAUUGUGACGUGUCUAUCAUGUUGUCCCUGAGGAGAUGUUCGUGUGUACGUUGUCUCAUCUCGUUCUCUAAACACUGCCUUUCUCUGCAGUUAUCUGUAACACACACACACAGAGAUGUAUAUUCACAAACCCGUCUCUCGCUCAAUGUCGUAUGAGAAAAACACGUUUCUAUUGUACAAACUUCAGUCUGUGCACUUCACGCGCAACAUGGUGAAUAUUUAACGACGAUCGGUUGUGAUGCACCUUUUCCUGACGUUUUCUUUCUUUUUUUUACCAACUCAGGCGUCACUUUUGCCUCUUACGAUGAAAAAGCUGUGACUGACAAGUGUCUGUGCUACCCAGUGACUGUGCAGUUUUAAACUUGUCCCUUGAAUGUCGACUUCUUCGCAAAUUAAAGCAGAAAAAACCUUGCAACUGCAUCGAAUGAUUUUCUAACUAAUUGCGAGCAUGUUAAAUGCGCUUUCCGAUUCAACCGAUUGUUUGCGUACUUUCAAAAGUCCUCACCAUGUAACUAUAUGUAUGAAGAAAUAUGUCUCUAUCUAUAUGAAUAUAUAUAUUUAAAAAAAUGCAACUCUGAUCAUGCAGGCCUUGUGAUCUCUGCAUCUCUGCCACAAGCUGUCCGAAAUAAAAGUUGCCCAGUGAAAUGUGAAUUAUAUACUCAUAUGCAUGUGACAAUGAUGAUCAUAUUUUGGGAGUGGCAUACGAAUACUAACUUUACUGUGACGUGAUCUUCUGUUGAUAUGGGGCUUGUAUAUCCAAUGCCUUUGACAAUCAUCUGCACAUAUCAGAGUUUAUAUUCCAUGCUGUAAAGCAAUGGGGAAUGAAUGAUUGUUUCUUUUUUCUUUUCUUUUUCUUUCCUUUUUCCUUAAAUAAAUCCUGAAUGAUCA
Molecule: messenger RNA, 7523 nt
Organism: Labeo rohita (rohu)
Lineage: Eukaryota; Metazoa; Chordata; Actinopteri; Cypriniformes; Cyprinidae
Gene: camk1da
Product: calcium/calmodulin-dependent protein kinase 1Da
Exons: 11
Coding region: 419-1735 (438 amino acids)
Biological process (GO): peptidyl-serine phosphorylation
Cellular component (GO): intracellular anatomical structure; cytoplasm
Molecular function (GO): calmodulin binding; ATP binding; calcium/calmodulin-dependent protein kinase activity
Source: RefSeq, a predicted model, not a curated record